Messenger RNA from Saccostrea cuccullata (small rock oyster), 1826 nucleotides. RefSeq lists its product as uncharacterized. Lineage: Eukaryota; Metazoa; Mollusca; Bivalvia; Ostreida; Ostreidae. The transcript is spliced from 3 exons. The record is from RefSeq and is a predicted model, not a curated record. The coding region runs from base 1 to 1581 and encodes 526 amino acids.
AUGGAGGUGUCUGAGGCGUACAAUGUAUCAGCAGUGAAUAUUAGCGAAAAACACGAACGCAGAGGUGCAACUAAGCAUUGUGCUUAUGGUCUUUGUAAAAGUGACUCUAGAUAUAUGGAUAGACAAGGUAUGGAAGGCGUUUUCUUUAUUCGCUUUCCACAAUUUCAUCGUGAACCGGAGAAGUGUACUCGAUGGGCCAAUGCAUGUCGACGAGAGAACUUUACUGCUUUGUCGCUUCAAAAAUUUGUCAGAAGCAGAAAGAGGCCGUUAGUUCGAAAAAAUUUGACAUGGUCCCCAGAACCCAAACGCAAGAAGAGUGAUUUAGGGAAUAUAGACAUUGCUCAGACAGAAGCUGCUAGUGCAACAUCUACUGAGGAUCAUCCCAUUGCUAAAUUAAAUCUUGAUACAGUCCAGGCAGCAGAGGCCUUAUUAAUGCUGCAGAAUUCUGAAAGUGAAGAAGUAAACAUUGUUUCUGAUGGACGGAAAGGACUAGAUAUCCAAGAUCCAAAUUCCAUGUUAAAGAAUUCAUGUGAUGAAGAAACCCAGACAUCAUCUUGUUGCUUAACCUUGAAUGAAUUUUUGGCAUUAAAAUUAGAAAAUUUUGAUUUAAAAAGCAAGAUUUUUGAACUUGAAAAAAAAAGUACACAGUCAAAAUCAUUUUCCAUUGCUGAUGUGAAAGAUGAUGACAAGAAAAUGAUAUUUUACACGGGUUUAACUUAUGGGCAAUUUAUGUGUUUGUGGAAAUUUCUUGGACCAGCCACAAGAAAUCUUUCUAGAAUAAAUAAUAUGAGGAAAUUUGAGCUUACUCCAUCUAAGUCAAGAGGACCAAAGAGAAAAUUGUCACCAGAAGAUGAACUUUUCCUCACACUGGUUAGACUUCGUCUCGGAUUAUUGCAUACUGACUUAGCCUAUCGUUUUGGUGUUUCAGUUAGUACUGUCAAUGAAAUAACUUCAACAUGGAUACAGUUCUUAUAUUUACAGUUUAACAGACUACGAAAUGCUAUGUUUCCAUCUAGAAAAAUAAUUAGCAAGCAUUUACCAAAGUCCUUCAGAAAAUAUAAAAAAGUACGUGUAAUAUUAGAUGCCACUAAGUUUUUUACACAGGUACCUAGAAAUUACGAGCAGCAGGGUAAUCUUUACUCUUCAUAUAAGAAUCAUUGUACUUGCAAAGUUCUGAUAGGAAUAACACCCUCAGGAGCAAUAUCAUUUGUAUCUGAUGUGUAUGAAGGGUCAAUUUCUGAUAAGGAAAUUUUCAAAAAGAGCAAAAUUAUGGAUAAAAUAAAUCCUGGUGAUCUGGUAAUGGUAGAUCGGGGAUUUAAUGUUCGAGACAUUUUGUUGCAGAAAGGUGCCGAUAUUGUAAUCCCACCAUUUUUGGGAAAUAGAACUAAUUUGUCACCACAAGAAGAGGCCCAGACACGUGUUAUUGCAAAAUUACGAAUUCAUGUUGAGAGGGUAAUUGAACGCAUAAAAAAAUAUAAAAUUUGCAAGAAAAUUGUACCUUUGAACACACUGUCAACUUUCUCCCAAACAGUCUUCAUUGUUGCAUGUUUGGUAAACUUUCAGAAACCAAUAGUGAAAUAAAGGUGAUGAAAACUGUUGUAUUUUCAGUGUACAUUUUGAAACUGAGUAAAUUUUAGCAUCAGAAAUUAAUGAAUUUGAAUUUUAAACCAUUUUUUUGAAUUUUCAUGAUUUACUUGAUCUAGUUGGUUUAAUCUUUAACUGAUCAGAAUACCUGUAUGCACAUAUUUACUUAUCUGUGAAUUUGCAAAAUAAAAACAGUACACAAGAAUGAACGAAAACUAUGUUUUAUUAUGUACCGAUGUAAA